GGCUGAUCACAAAAUUGCAAUUGAAGCUGAUGCUAACAAGAGAGAAGAAUUGAAGGGUUUCUUAUACAAAUAUUGGCCUGAUACAAUAGAGAUAUUGCAUGGAUUGAGAUUGGGAAAGGAUCAUAAUGCCAAGAUUUUAAUUGAUAAUUGGCCUGAUGUAAAAACUGUAAUACUAACCUAUGAUGAAGGAGAAACUACAUUAAUUUUUUCAUUUGGCACUGAUAAUUCAAAAACGGCUUCAAUUUUAAGGUCUGUUAUUGAUUUGCAUUUGAAUGAUUCACAGCAAAUAUUUACUUACGGUUUUGCUGAAAUUUUUCAAGAAACAAAGAAAUUUAACGUAGAUAUAAACUAUGAACCCUUUUUUCGAUAUGUUUACACAACAGAUACAGUGAUAGAAAGACCAACUCUUCCUGAAGGAUAUAAAAUUGAUAUUAUUCAUUCGUCUGAUAUUGAUUUUGUGGUAUCAAAAUGGGGACUAGCUAAAGGUAGUCUCAAAAUGAAACAGUUGAUGAGGCGUUACAUUACCAAUUAUCCAAAUGUUGCAAUUUAUGAUACAUCAAUCGAACCUCCUCGCUUAGUUUCAUGGAAUGUAUCAUCAGCAAUUGGCUGCCUCUACCACUUUUUUACAGUUGAGGAACAUCGUGGCAAAGGAUUAGGAACCAUUGUCAAAAUAGAAUUGUUACAAAAGAUUCUAGCUAAAGGGAUCACACCAUUUAGUUACAUUUAUACUGAUAAUGCUAAAGCCCAAACAAUAUCUGAGAAGAUUGGAUUUGUUCGGGGCUCACUUUUGGCUGCUCAACUUAUUUUACAUUAAACCCUUUCUAACAUAGACAGCUUUUUGCUGUCAGACCUUUGAUGUGUUUAGGCAAUACUUGGGCAAAAAGUUGUAAAGCUUUUCUUUACACAUUUUGGCAACAAGUUACGACAACAAAACUACUGGCAACGAAGCUGAUUGUCAAAUACCGCUAUAAUGUGGAUUGUUAUGGUGUGGUUGUUAGUUUGAGAGAAGUAGGGAUCUAUAUCAAACUUCAGUUACAAUUGCACAUUUAGUUACACUCCUUUUAUAUAAAUAGAAUUACAAUUAUGCCAUGUUGAAGUAAUUUCAAUUAAAAAUACUAUUUUUAAAUGUUUUGCAUUUAACAGAAACCUAUAGCUUGCUUUUUAAAAUGGAAUUUUAUGAUAACAUAUUGUCAAUCAGAAAAAAAUGAUUAAAAUGAUGAUUUUCUCCUAUAGCAAUUUUUGAUGUGCAUGCUGAUUGAGCCUGAGACAUAUAUCCUCUACUACUUAUUUACAACUGAAGUUCCUUCCAUUCUCAAAAAUCAAAUUGCCACUUUAUUACACUGAUUGUUACAAUCUAUAUGGAUCUAACUCUUAAUAUAAUAUAAUAAAAUUAUACUAAAAAGUUAUUACUAUUAUAACUUGCUCUAGUUGACUUGCCAGUGGCUAAUCUCAUGUAUAUAAAAAGGUGUGCCAACUGGUUGCAAAUUAGUGGUUAGGUGAUGGAUCACAAAGUUGCUAUUGAAGUUAAUGCUAGCAAGAGAGAAGAACUGAAGGAUUUCUUAUGCAAAUAUUGGCCUGAUACAAUAGAGAUAUUGCAUGGAUUGAAAUUAGGAAAAGAUCAUAAUGCUAAGAUUUUAACUGAUUGUUGGCCUGAUGUAAAAACAGUAAUACUAACCUAUGAUGAAGGAGAAACUACAUUUGUUUUUUCAUUUGGCACUGAUGAUUCAAAAACAGCUUCAAUUUUAAAAUCUGUCAUUGAUUCACAAUCAAAUGAUUCACAUCAAAUAUUGAUUAAUGGUUUUGAAGUUUUUCAAGAAAUGAAGAAAUUGAACAUAGAUACAAAUUGUGCACCCUUUUUUCGAUAUGUUUACACACCAGGUGCAGUGAUAGAAAGACCAACUCUUCCUGAAGGAUAUAAAAUUGAUAUUAUUCAUUUGUCUGAUAUUGAAUUUGUUGUAUCAAAAUGGGGAGUAGCUAAAGGUAGUCUCAAAAUGAAUCAGUUGAUGAGGCAUUUCAUUACCAAUUAUCCAAAUGUUGCAAUUUACGAUACAUCAAUUGAACCUCCUCGCUUAGUUUCAUGGAAUGUAUCAUCAGCAAUUGGCUGCCUCUACCACUUUUUUACAGCCGAAGAACAUCGUGGCAAAGGAUUAGGAACAAUUGUCAAAAUAGAACUGUUACAAAAGAUUCUAACUAAAGGGUUCACACCGUUUUGUUACAUUUAUGCUGAUGAUGCUAAAGCCCAAACAAUAUCUGAGAAGGUUGGAUUUGUUCGGGGCUCACUCUAUUUGCGUUACAUCAAUUAACUCUUAAUCAUUAUUAUAU
Molecule: messenger RNA, 2322 nt
Organism: Amphimedon queenslandica
Lineage: Eukaryota; Metazoa; Porifera; Demospongiae; Haplosclerida; Niphatidae
Exons: 9
Coding region: 1500-2303 (267 amino acids)
Cellular component (GO): mitochondrion
Molecular function (GO): glycine N-acyltransferase activity
Source: RefSeq, a predicted model, not a curated record